UAGGUGACACACUAAGCAAGGCUAAACGAAAAUUCAAAUUGGCAAAAUAUGAAUGCAAUUCAAGAAAUUCUAGAAGUGAAGAUGAGUGAGAAUUUCAGAGAUCCAUCAGGAUGAUCACAUAUCUUGAUAUGUGUAUCACCAACCUAUCUUCAGUCAGCUCACUCUCCAGACAACUCUUGGAAAAAGCGUUAAUUGUUACCGGCUAGAGCAGCACAGGAAUUCGAUUGAUGCGCAUAAGAGAUUGGUAACAAUAGCUCCUCACAUGUUUGUGCGUUGCGAGGUGACAGCUUGUUUCCUUGGCAACGGUGAUUAUGGCGUUCCAUCCAAGACUCUGAACAGGGCUACAACUUUUCAAAGGAUGCAGAACACAGCCCCAUUGGGGGGAAGAUGGGAAGAAAAUAUUUUACUGUAGACGAAUAGCUUUAUGCAAGUCGUGAGAAGUUUAUGCAACAGCAAGACAUGUCCAAAAGCUCCUCAGGUCUGAAUACAAGCAGCCAUAGAUUCUGUAAAUCCUAUUCCUCUCACUGUUCUGCUCUAAGUGAUACAGAUACUACUUUGCCAGUUUUAUCAAGACACAGAGGAAUACUCCAGCAGAGCGCUGACUCAGGGAUAUCUUCACCACUUCCCUCAGAUUCCUUCAAGUAUCUCACUUGGCAUGAGUUAAAAGAACAUGAUGUUCGCGGAAAUCAGAUUCGUUGCCCCCGGGUAAGAGAAGGGCCUUCAGAAGAAGAGCUAUUUUUCAGAGGAGAAGAAGAUGCCUUGCAAGCAAGAAAACAAGUAACAGAAAAAGAGAAAUGGCAACAGAGGCUGCAAGAAAACUGGGAAAACUGUGCAAAUUUGAACCUUUCAUUUCAGGACUUGGGAGACCUUUACCAGCUAGAAAACUUUAACAGGAUUCUCCGGAGAUUAAUUCGAGUGGAAAGACUUUGGUUGAUGGACAACUCUUUGACAGACCUAAGUGCCAUAAGGUUGCCAAGAUGCAAAGAAUUAAAUGUCAGUAAAAAUCAUUUUACAUCCUUCAAACAGCUGCCAAAGAUACCUCAGAUUCGUCACUUGUCACUGGCUGAUAACAACAUUGAGACACUAAGUGGGAUAUCAGACUUGAGAUCUACUCCACUAGAAUCCCUUAUACUCAAGAGGAACCCCUGUGAGUUCAAAGAAAACUACAGGCAGCUAGUGUUCUCCAAUUUGCCAAACUUGAGAAUGCUGGAUGGGGUCCCAAAGCUGCCAGAGGAUUGUCCACCUCCAGAGAUCAGUUUUCUUUCAAAAAUGUGCACCAUACUGUAGCACUGUAUUUUGUAUCAUAAUGGAGCUAAUGGAAUUGCCAUACUUAACAGAACUAAUAAAUCCAGUACAUACACUUUUUUUCUGAUCAAACAGCUGUAGAGUCCGUCUGGAAAUUUGAUCCAGUUGAAUGUGCAAGAGAGAGAAAACUGAGGAACAGAUUUUAAAAGUUAGGCACACAUAAGUAUACAUACAUCUGCGUACACGUAAUUAAGCUAAUGCAUGCAAAUGUAUGUACGCUAUUGUAAAUUUCUAAGUUUGAAAAUCUGGUCCUGAAUGCUAGAAAUAUAUCAUGUUCCUAGUUCUCAUUUCACUGAUUUACAUUUAAAUUAGAGAUAAAUUGGGCUUAUUGAGCUUUGUCGUCUCUUCUUACUGACACCAACAUUACGCCAUUGACUUCAGUAGAGUCCUGGGCCAAGAUUUUCAAACAUAGGAACUUAAAGUUAGGCUCCUAAAUUCAUAUUUGGGAGCUGCUGGGAACUCAGCACUUUUGAAUGCACUGAUAGUUGCCAGACUACAUGGAACAGAUGGGUCAAAUUCAGAUAUAAUAUAGACUUCCCAAACUAACUUAAAGUUCCUUAUGGUCAUUGAGACUUUUCAGGAAUUCUGUUAAAAAUAUACAAGAAGGGAAUGGAAUUUGGGACUCUCCUUCUGUGUGGUGCUGCGUGGUUAGCAGGAGUGAAAAUGCAGCCAGAACUUCUUUUGCUCACUAACACCAACAGACCUGACUCUGCAUACACACAGGGAGCAGAUCUGAUGAAUGAGAAGC
Malaclemys terrapin pileata is the source of this 2053-nucleotide messenger RNA. RefSeq lists its product as uncharacterized. Gene Ontology annotation, molecular function: protein binding. The coding region runs from base 445 to 1287 and encodes 280 amino acids. The transcript has 7 exons. The record is from RefSeq and is a predicted model, not a curated record. NCBI's taxonomy places the organism in Eukaryota, Metazoa, Chordata, Testudines, Emydidae.